AUGACUCAAGGUCCGCUUGGACAAGCUUUCACUUUAUCUGCUUUUUUGAACAAACCCAAAUCUUUUCCCAUUUCAUCACUUUCUCUGCUUUCAUUUUUUCUUUCUCUCUCCCUUCUCUUUCAAUCUGUCGUGUCUUCUUCCUCUCCCUCAACCUUCCCCUCUUUGUCUCUUUCUUCUUCUUUCUCUCUCCAAGUCUUCUUUCUCUCUCAGUGCGACAUCUUCUACUUUCUGCUUUCUUCCUCUUCAUUUCCCCUUUUCUUCAUCAUCUUCUUCAUUUCCCAAAACGAAACCGACACGGUUAUUAGAUCUGUGGUGGCAACAACAGGUUACCGGCGAUUAGUGUGGUGGUGGUGGUGUAAACGGGUUUCUGCCGACGAGUGUGGUGGUGGCCGAAAUCAGAAAGAGAUGAAUGGUUGGAGCAGCUGUUGCAGAACAAUCCAUUGUACAUAUAGAACUUCGUCCAUUACUCGCUUGGUGUGGUUGAUGACUGAGGUGUGUUUGCUAUGCGAUAAUGCUCAUUUCAAUUUGGGGUUUUUUGGUUACUUUGUUUUAUUUAUAGUUUUGACUUGAUUAUAUAGUUUUGAAAAAUGGUUUAUUAUUAACA
Molecule: messenger RNA, 604 nt
Organism: Vicia villosa (hairy vetch)
Lineage: Eukaryota; Viridiplantae; Streptophyta; Magnoliopsida; Fabales; Fabaceae
Exons: 4
Coding region: 1-570 (189 amino acids)
Source: RefSeq, a predicted model, not a curated record